AUGGCGUCCGCCGCGCCACCCUCUGCCGUCGCCUCCGCUGCGCGCCGACGUCGACACCGUCGAGCGCCGCCUCCGCCUCUCCUCCCCGCGGAGCGACACCUCGGCCUGGGCGGCCGGCAUCCGGCGCGCCGCCACGCCGACCUAGGGUUUCGGCGCGGAACCGGCCUUGGCCCGGGCUCAGCGGCGCACCGGCGCGGGUGGCCUGCUCGAGGAGGUGGAGUGCCACGAACACGCCGAGGAGGGUUCGGCGCCGCGGGCGUGGCCGUGCUCGCCCCGUCGUGCCCGGGCCUCACCGGCCUCGACCUCUCCAAUGGGGUCGACCUCGGGGACGCCGCCGCGACCGAGGUCGCGCGGACGAAGGGCCUACGGAGGCUCUCACUGGCAAGGUGGAAGCCGCUCUCCGACAUGGGCGUCGGGUGCGUCGCCGUCGGGUGCGCGGAGCUGAGGGAGCUCUCGCUCAAGUGGUGCCUUGGGGUCUCGGAUCUGGGGAUCCAGCUCCUGGCCCUCAAGUGCCGGAAGCUCACCAGACUGGAUCUCUCCUACACCAUGAUCACAAAGGAUAGUUUUCCUGCCAUCAUGAAGCUACCCAAUCUUCAACAGUUGACACUGGUGGGGUGUAUUGGAAUUGAUGAUGAUGCUCUUGGUAGUCUUGACAAAGAAUGCAGUAAAUCACUACAGGUGCUUGAUAUGUCUCAGUGUCAGAAUAUCACUGACGUGGGAGUUUCAUCCAUGCUGAAGUCGGUACCCAAUCUAUUGGAACUGGAUCUUUCAUACUGCUGUCCUGUUACUCCUUCUAUGGUGAGAAGCUUACAAAAGAUUCCUAAACUGCGGACCCUGAAGCUGGAAGGCUGCAAAUUCAUGACUGAUGGACUAAAAGCUAUUGGAACCUCUUGUGUUUCUUUAAGGGAGUUAAGCUUGAGCAAGUGCUCUGGAGUGACGGAUACAGAACUGUCUUUUGCUGUGUCAAGGCUAAAGAACAUGUUUUGA
Molecule: messenger RNA, 987 nt
Organism: Miscanthus lutarioriparius
Lineage: Eukaryota; Viridiplantae; Streptophyta; Magnoliopsida; Poales; Poaceae
Source: the annotation of a GenBank genome assembly